AUGACAUCCUCUGUUUGUCCUGUCCAAUCCGAGGUUAUCAACACUACCAAACAGAUUUUGAGGCCUGUGAAUGAGUCCAGGAAGCUUGACUACAUCAGAGCCCAUUUGGAUAAAAUCAAUAAGCCUCCUGUUAAGACAAUUCAGAGUCUGGAUGGGGAUAUCAUAGAUUGUGUAUUGUCACACGAACAACCAGCUUUUGAUCAUCCUUCGUUAAAAGGGCAAAAGCCAUUGGAUCCACCUAUAAGGCCGAAAGGUCACCAAUCAAAACAUGAAAUUUUCGACGAAAAUUUCCAACAAUGGAGCUCGACCGGCGAAAUUUGUCCGGAAAACACGAUUCCGAUCCGAAGAACAACCGAACAAGAUAUGUUACGAGCGAAAUCAAUCCGAAGAUUCGGACGAAGAAUUCCGAAAACGGUUAGAAGAGAUUCUACUAGCAAUGGCCACGAGCAUGCUGUGGGGUAUGUGAGUGGAGAUGAGUACUAUGGAGCUAAAGCAAGCAUAAAUGUGUGGGCCCCACGGGUUGCAAGCCAAUACGAGUUUAGUUUAUCACAAAUUUGGGUAAUUGCAGGCUCAUUUGGGGUUGACCUAAACACAAUUGAAGCUGGUUGGCAGGCACGUCACACCCCAGAGCUUUAUGGCGACAACCGUCCCAGAUUUUUCACUUACUGGACAAGUGAUGCAUAUCAGACAACAGGCUGUUACAAUUUGAUGUGCUCAGGCUUUAUUCAAACCAACAAUAGAAUAGCAAUUGGAGCUGCAAUUUCACCAACUUCGUCUUACAAUGGCGGUCAAUUCGAUAUUAGUUUAUUGAUAUGGAAGGACCCAAAGCAUGGGAAUUGGUGGCUAGAAUUUGGAAAUGGUGUUUUGGUUGGCUAUUGGCCGUCGAUUUUAUUCACACAUCUGAAGCAUGGUGCGGGCAUGGUCCAAUUUGGGGGAGAAACUGUAAAUAGCGAAAAAUCGGGGUCCCACACGUCAACCCAAAUGGGCAGCGGGCAUUUUGCAGAAGAGGGGUUCGGAAAAGCCUCAUAUUUCAGAAACCUACAAGUGGUCGAUUGGGACAAUAAUCUAAUACCCAUAUCAAAUCUUCAUGUUUUGGCCGAUCAUCCAAAUUGUUAUAAUGUAAGGGGUGGAAUUAAUAGAGUUUGGGGGCAUUAUCCUGAAUGGGACGAGGACCACCCGAUUCACUUCGUGGGGCAUUCGGCCGGUGCACAGGUUGUUCGGGUCUUGCAGCAAAUGCUUGCUGAUAAGGCAUUCAAGGGAUAUGAGAACUCGUCGCCAAAUUGGGUCUUGAGCAUAACCUCAUUGUCCGGUGCAUUCAAUGGCACCACAAGAACCUAUUUAGAUGGCAUGCUGCCUGAAGAUGGAAUGUCAGUAAAGCCCGUUAGCCUACUCCAAUUGUGCCGAAUUGGGGUAAUCUUAUAUGACUGGUUCGAUAUCCAGUGGCUGAAAAAUUACUACAAUUUCGGUUUCGAUCAUUUCAACUUGUCAAGAAGGAAAAUCGGCAUAUGGGGCCUCGUGAAUUGCCUCAUGGGCAAAACCGGCCCGUUUGCCUCCGGCGAUUGGAUUCUUCCUGAUCUUACUAUCCAAGGUUCCAUUCGGCUGAACAAUCGUAUUCAGACAUUUCCAAAUACUUACUAUUUUAGCUACGCAACUAAACGAACGAGAAAGGUAAUGGGAGUUACAAUCCCUUCGGGCCUGCUCGGGAUCCACCCGUUAUUGUUCAUCCGAGUUUUGCAGAUGAGCCAAUGGAGGUAUCCUGUGGAUAUCGUGCCUCCGUAUAAAGGUUACCGCGAUGAAGAUUGGUGGGACAAUGAUGGAGCACUGAACACAAUAUCUAUGACGCACCCUCGUUUUCCAGUCGAGCACCCGAGCCAUUUUGUCGUAAAGGAUUCAGAUUGUCAACCUUUACAGCCUGGCAUCUGGUAUUAUAAGAUUGUCGAGGGUGAUCACAUUCUUUUCAUAGUGAACCGAGAAAGAGCAGGCGUCCAAUUCGAUCUAAUAUACGAUAGCAUAUUCGAGAGAUGCAGAAAACAUGCUUUCAGAAAGAAGCCUACAUUGCCAAAUCAAGUGCACCAAUAG
Molecule: messenger RNA, 2079 nt
Organism: Striga hermonthica
Lineage: Eukaryota; Viridiplantae; Streptophyta; Magnoliopsida; Lamiales; Orobanchaceae
Source: the annotation of a GenBank genome assembly